AUGGCCGCGCAGAACGCUGCCAUCGGCUCUUCGCCCUUCCGCUCGAAGUGCGUCAGGUCGAAGAAGGUGUCGAAGGCCGUUGGAAGCUCGCGGAAGCUGCUCUUCGCGAAGCGCUCGUUCUCUAGGAACUUGAGCAGCACCUCGGUGAACGAGUUCUUCUUGUUCCAUGGGACGAAUCCGUCGGCCGCCCAAGCCAUAUGCCAGUCUGGCUUCAACGUGGACCUCUCCGGGAGCAACAAGGGCGCGCUUUAUGGGCCCGGCGUGUACCUCGCGGAGUCGUCGGCGAAGGCGGACGAGUACGCUGGCGACGACAAGGAGGGUAUCUACAAGGGCCUCUUCGCCAUGUUGCUCUGCCGCGCCAGCCUUGGCAACCCCAUCAUCAACGAGGAGGUGCAGCCCGACAAGGAGGAGAUUCACAGGCUCCUGCAGGCGCACGACAAGCACUCGGUGGUGGGGGACCGCGAGAAGGCGCGCGGCACCUACCGGGAGUUCGUCGUCCGAGACGGGAGGGGCGUGUACCCGGCGUAUGUGAUUAUCUACCGCCGGAAGAAGGCGAAGAAGUGACCCCGUUUCUCUCCUCAGUCCUUCUUCUCUGGUUGCUGCUGAAUGCUUCGGGGGCUUCUCUCUGCGUCACCAGCCUCCCCCUCGCCUCCCUCGCCAGUCUGCCGAGCCGCUGGGGAUCAGCUAAGGUCUGGCCCAGCGGCGCCGCGCGACAGCACUGAGGAGGGAGGAGGUGGUGGAGGAGGAGGAGGAAGUGUUGCCAAUCUCGGGGGGCCCGCGCAAAAGGCGCGACUCGCGCGGGAUGCGGUUUGUUGCGGAGCGCGGCUCCUUUGCGCCGGGAGGAAAUGACCGGCCUCGACCAUCG
Prorocentrum cordatum is the source of this 865-nucleotide messenger RNA. The record is from the annotation of a GenBank genome assembly. NCBI's taxonomy places the organism in Eukaryota, Dinophyceae, Prorocentrales, Prorocentraceae.